CCCAUAUGUCUCCCAAAACUAUGCCUCGUUCUACAUAUCCCCGAGAUUAAAGUUCGAAACCUAUUACCCCAUCAAAGUAACGAUGAACACUUAAACCUACAUGAUAUGAAAGAUCGAAAUCGCUAACCCCAUAAAAUUCAAUUAGUCGGUUUACUGUAUUGAAUUAAAACCAAAAGCUUCAUAAAACCCACAGUAAACCAAUUGAUGACCCGAUUAAGACCCGAUUACCUCUUCUAAACCAAUAAUUGGAAACCCAGAACCAGUUAACCCUUUAACCCGAGAUCCAUAUACCCGAAAGAUUUAAUUUAACGAUUGAAAUCAGAAACCCUAAUUCUCCGAAUCGCAAUUGAGAAGAGAAUAAGGAAAUUAAAGGCCGAGAACGAAGAUCGAAGAAGAGACAGAGUUCGAUGGCUUCAGUCGUUGAUGUAGAUGCUGGAGGUGGUGAAACCUUCGACGAAGAAGCAGAAGAAAGAGAUCAGGUUGAAAUCGAGCAACUGGUCGGAGAGUUCGUUGACGAGUCUUCAGUUCGACAUGACCAGAUUCCUGAGAGUGAUGACGAGGAAGAGAAAGGCUUGAAGAAGAAGCCCACAGAGGUUACUCACAUCAGACGCGGUGAUGGGAGUUUGUACAAGAACCAGACAUUCUUAAAUGAUGUUGCUUUCAAAGACUCGGUUCUUGACUAUGCACUCAAGACAGGCCGAAAUAUCCAGCAAUACAGGUAUGAUAAAGAAAAAAUAGGGUUCAAGUGUGUUGGUUCUAAUGAUGGAGAAGGUUGUGGAUGGAAAAUCUAUGCAUCAGUUCUUCCGAGUGAUAAUGUGUGGAAAGUUAGAGUAUUUGUUGAGAACCAUUCUUGUGUGCCUAAUGGAGAGUGUUCAAUGCUGAAAGUGCCACAUAUUGCUAGAUUGUUUGUUGACAAAAUCAGGGAAGAACCGGAGUAUUAUAUGCCUAUGAAGAUUGAAGAAGUGGUUCAAGAGAAAUGGAGGAUCACGGUUUCGAGGCCUCAGUGCCAAGCUGCUAGAAAUAAGGCGAUGAAGUGGAUUGAGUAUGAGUAUGAUCAUCAGUUUGCUCGUCUUCGAGAUUACGCCGCUGAGUUGAUUGGAUCAAACAAAGACUCGACUGUGGUGAUUGACACUUUGAGAAAUAAGAAGGGACAAGAUGAGUUCAAUAGGUUUUAUGUUUGCUUUGACAACAUAAGAAGAACAUGGAAGGAGACUUGUAGACCCUUGAUUGGUCUGGAUGGAUGUUUUGUUAAACACAAGAUCAAAGGUCAAGUGCUGGUUGCAUUAGGAAGAGACGCAGAUAAUGCCAUAUAUCCAGUGGCAUGGGGAGUAGUUCAAGUGGAAAAUACCGAUAAUUGGUUAUGGUUUGUGAGAAUGGUAAAGAAGGACUUAGGACUCAAUGAUGGCGAGGGAUUUAUUCUAAUCUCUGAUCGUCAAAAGGGACUGAUUAGUGCUGUCCAACAGGAGCUUCCUAAAAUAGAGCAUAGGAUGUGCGUGAGACACAUCUAUGGAAAUCUGAAGAAAAAGCAUGGGAGUAAAAGCGACAUGAAGCCUUACAUAUGGAGGUUAGCUUGGAGUUACAACAAAGCAGAGUAA
Molecule: messenger RNA, 1595 nt
Organism: Brassica oleracea var. oleracea
Lineage: Eukaryota; Viridiplantae; Streptophyta; Magnoliopsida; Brassicales; Brassicaceae
Exons: 2
Coding region: 408-1595 (395 amino acids)
Source: RefSeq, a predicted model, not a curated record